This is a messenger RNA of Prorocentrum cordatum, 1734 nucleotides long. NCBI's taxonomy places the organism in Eukaryota, Dinophyceae, Prorocentrales, Prorocentraceae. The record is from the annotation of a GenBank genome assembly.
GACGAGUCGGACAUUUGCGGCACGUGCUGGGAGAGCGCCAUGGCGCACGAGGAGAAUUGGUGCGGUGAGUCCAAGGAGCGCUGCGACGGCUGCGGCAAGGUCUGGUGCGAGGGCGCGGUGAGCACCACCACGACCGCCAAGCCCAAGGUCCGCAAGCUGGAGCGGCCCCCGAGCAACGCCUCCAACGCUUCAAAGGAUGCGUCCAACGCCUCCAGCGCCUCCAACGCCUCCACGGAGGACUGUGAAGCGGACUGCGUCAAGGACAACCUGUCCUACUCUUGCCAGGACCGCAUCGUCUGGGCCAGGUGGAACUUGUACAAGGAGGAGGACGACGCCUGCGCACACGCGCACGAGCUGGUGCUGAGUGAGUGCCCAGACUGCGCAGGGUGCUCCAUGCUGAGCGCGUGCCCGGGCGAGCCCACGCCGCGUGGCGAGGACAAGGAGACGUCCGAGACCCGCAAGGCUGUCGAGCGCUACCUGACCAGGCUGGUUCCUGCCACGCAGCAGUUCGCUCAGGCCCACCCCAACUGGGGCGAGUGGCAAGCCCCCACGGACAUGCGCCACAUGCAGGCCUUCAAAGACAGGCUCACAUCUCGCAUGACAACGUUGGCAAAGGCAGCGGUGGCAGCGUUGCGGGCCCGCAAAGGCGACGAAGAUUUCAAGGAGGAGCUCUCCAUGCUCCGCUAUUGCCAGGACCAGCUGCUACCACUGAAGCAGCAGAGAGAACAAGCACUGGCCAGGCUCAACGAGGCGAAGGAUCGAUUGCACAACACAUAUGCAAGGAUCAACAUGCUCGAAGCUCAGGCCGAAGAAGUUCGGGAAGAAGUUGGGGACCUGAACCAGAGCUUGAUCGACAUCGACAACAAGAUCAAGGCCGAGAUUGCAGACAUCAUCCAGGAGAUUCCCAAUCCCAUGGCAGUGGAACUUGGCACAGCUCAGGGCACAGCUCCCUCGAGCUCAGGGCCACCAUCAGAGGUGGCUUCAUUCAAAGAGCAGCGCGAUGCAGCCCUUCAGCAGCGCGACCUCAUAUAUCAGCACAAUCAGCAGAUGGAGGCGCAGAUGGGGCUCAUGCAUCAGUAUAUGUUGAACCACUGCCCGCCUGCAGCUCCGCAACCACCAGUAGAUGCUCAGCUCCAGGCGGCCAUCAACGAGAUGUACAAAGCUCAGGGCAUCCCGAUUCCUACGGCGUUCAUGACUGCAGCAGCGGAGACACCUUGCGUUGCGCCCGAUCAUUUCGCCCCGACCCAGAUCAAUCCCACCCAGGAGCAGCUCCGAGGCCCUCAGAGCUACAUCGACCACAAUGGCAAGAUGUGCUUCAAGGACAAAGCUACCUCGCAGGAUCCGCGCCCCACCCUGGGCCAGCCUCCUGCUGGCCUCACUGGCCAUGAGCAGGAGUCAAGGGACCUCGGCGUUCUUUCCGCGGGGCUGCCCUCGGGAUCGUACAUGAACCCCAGCGAGGAUCCUGACACCAGUCACUUUCAAUCCCUUGCCGCGGCUGCUACCCCCUCGGUGGCGCAGCCUGUCACCCUGUGCCUCGUCGACCUCUUACAGUUGAGGUCGCGCGAGAUGAGCUCAGUGGGACUCGCCGCUUCGAGCGAUUUCUCCAGCAAGCGCGCCGCGCCUGUGCCUGACACCUCUUUGGUCACGCAGGACCCGCUCGCGUCGAUCGUCGCCGCCCGUGUCUCCAUCGCCCCUGCAUUGCGAUCUCGGCCGUCUCCCCGCCGCAUGGCUUGA